Seriola dumerili (greater amberjack) is the source of this 2877-nucleotide messenger RNA. Its product is annotated as sialic acid-binding Ig-like lectin 14. NCBI's taxonomy places the organism in Eukaryota, Metazoa, Chordata, Actinopteri, Carangiformes, Carangidae. The record is from RefSeq and is a predicted model, not a curated record. The coding region runs from base 1115 to 2386 and encodes 423 amino acids. The transcript has 8 exons.
AGGUGGUUUGGAGAAAUUUGGCAGGUGUCUGUCUGUCUGUCUGUCUGUCUGUCUGUCUGUCUGUCUGUCUGUCUGUCUCACUGUCUUUGGACAGAUUUCUGUCAGAUUUUUUCACAGUUGUGCAGGAUAGAGUCACAAAUCCCAAAAUAGAAAAAUAUUGACAUCAUCUUAAAAUGCAGCUUUACAUGGUCAAACAAAAAAUACCAACCCCCACACAUAAGGUUUGCAAAGUUUAAUCAGGAUUGGAGUCUGUGUUGUUUUGUAGGUGAGGACAUCAAUGCAACACAGACAGUGUGGGACUUUGUUUAAAGAUUUACACAUUCCCUGGCAGUGUUAAAAUAUUUUCUGGUUACAGUUGAUUUGGACAAUCUUCCUACAGAGAGUUUACAGAUUAUUUGUAACAUUUCAUCUUUGUUGCUUCAGUCUUGAAAAGAAGAAUAUCCUGCACACUGCUCUUGCUCAGCAUCACAGAUUAUUGAUCAUCUUAAUGUUUAGGUCUCACAUAAAUAGAUAAUGCUCCACUGCCAAAGAGAAGGAGAUAUUACGCAUAAACAGAAGUGCUUUUUCAGUCUUCACAUUAGAGAAAUGGAAUAAAUGCAUGCAACUUUUUGAGUAGAAUCUGCUGGUUUAAUGUAUUUCUUUUAUUUCUAUAACUUAACUUAUUGUUUCAGGGUAGCAACAUUUUUGUUUUUAAACCGAUACUUGCCUUUUCUGAAGGUUUUUGCCCCACAGUCAUUGGGCUGGGGUUAGUUGUGGAAAUGACAAAAAAAAAAGAAAAGAAAAAGAAAAUAAAAACAAUUUCCUUUUGAAUGUGCAGUGUCCCAAACUUGUAUAUGAUGCAUAAUGUAACACCAUGACAUCAUAACUGUAUUAAAAUGUGGCAAUCUGAGCAGAGGGGCAGUAAUAGUCAGUAAAGUGAAGAAAACUUCCUUGAAACGUUUCGCAAACAAGGGAACAAGCACAGUGAAAUCACUCCGCAGAGCUUGUUGUGAGGAGAAGAGACCAGAAAGGAGAACAAGACAGAAAGAGUUUCAUCAACUGAACUUCCUGCACAUUUACUGUAAGUUUGUCCUGUGGAGAGAGAGGGACUGACCAUCUCAAGUACCAGGUCAGGAUGUUUGUUCUCAUCUGGGUGACCCUGGUUUUCAAUGCUGAUACAGGUGCAUCAGUGGGAGGAAGACAACAAUGUUCAGGCUUCCCAUUUGAAUUCUGUAUCACUCUGCCUGAAGGAGAAAUAACAGCUGAGGCCGGACUCUGUGUUGUGAUACCGUGCUCUUUCACUACUAGUUCUAACUUUAUACCCCGAAAUCUAGUUUGGUACAAAUGUGUAUCAACUGAGCAAAGAUGUAGUUAUUCAGACGUUAUAUUCAACACUAACAAAAACAACAUAAAAAUUCAGUCUGAGUUUAGAGGGCGAGUGUCACAGUUGGAGCCUGAUGUGAGUCAGAGGAACUGCAGCAUCAUCAUCAAUGACCUGAAGGAGUCAGACUCUGGAUCAUAUCAACUCAGAGUUAAUGGUAUUCUGAAUGGAAAUCAAGAUGGAUUAAGAUACUCUCCAAGGGCAACUGUCUCUAUUAAAGCUCUGACUCAGAAGCCCGAGGUGACGAUUCCUCCUCUGACAGAGGGACAGCAGACCACACUGACCUGCACUGCUCCUGGUCUCUGCUCUGGAUCUGAUCCUCAAAUCACCUGGACGUGGAGAGGAGCAGGAGAGAAAGGCUCCCACAUCACAGGAAACAUCACUGAUUUCAAGACUGAGAGUCUGACCGCUGUCACACAGAGACACAGUUCAACUUUGACCUUUAACGCUUCAGCUGAACACCACGGCACCAGUGUCACCUGUAAGGUCAGCUUCACAGGAAACGCUGCAACAGAGGAGACAGUGACUCUGAAUGUGACCUGGUUUUCAAAGAUCUUAAAAAACUCUAGAUGUGAGGUUCAGUCGGAGCUCCUGACCUGUGUGUGUAUCACUGAGGGGAUUCCCUUACCCACCAUCAAAUGGCCGCUGUUGAAGAACUACACUGAGUACUCAGUCAUUACCACUGUGACAAACCACACAGUCAACAGCACCGUCAUUCUCACUGUAAAAGAUCCCAGCAACACUGUUGUUGACUGUGUCAGCGGCAAUGAAAAUGGGGAAGCAAAGAUGAACCUCAACAUCAUUACUUCAGAGAAGCAAGAAGAUCAUCAUGGACUGAGUGUAGUGCCUUUCUUGACCAUUGCUGUUGUGUCUCUCAUUGUGAAUGUCACCUUCAUAAUCUGCUUCGUGUUCCUUUGGAUCUCAAGAAAAAAGGUGAAACCAAACCAGGAGGACAGAACUUAUAUGUCACUGCAGAAAACAGACAGAUCACCUGAAUAUGAUGUUAUUGGCCAGCCUCUGAACUGACAAGUGUAAUAGGAGGUGGUACCAAUCUCUGGGUUUUGAGUAAACAGACCGUUCUGUUAAAUCAUAUUUUCAACAUGAGUAAAGUUUUAUGAAUAUAGCAUUUAAAUGUAACUGUAGCUUAUGUUUUGCAUUAUAAAAAAUGAUUCUUUUUAUGUUAUUUUUUUAAUAUACAAGCACAGCUGGUGGAGCAUGCAAUAUUUUGCAACACCUUGCUUCCAUUCAUACACCACACAUCCUCACUCCUGAGAGAUUUCCAGUACAGUCACAGUCAUCCAUUUUAACUGGGAUUUAGUUUGCAGAUCUAAAACAGGCAUUUUAAAGUCAAAUUACAUCAGAUUUUAAAUUUAGUUGUAACAAGGUAUGAGAGGAAAUUGUGGUUGCACAUUUAUCUUUGAUAAUAUCUGGAAUGAAGACUUUGUAGUCUCCCUGAAAAGCAGCAAAUCUUUGAAGUAUGUGUAAUUGCUGGGCUCAAUAAAAGCCAUUAUGAUAUA